This is a messenger RNA of Diplodia corticola, 879 nucleotides long. RefSeq names its product peflin. Gene Ontology annotation, molecular function: calcium ion binding. The record is from RefSeq and is a predicted model, not a curated record. The transcript is spliced from 4 exons. Bases 1 to 879 code for a protein of 292 amino acids. NCBI's taxonomy places the organism in Eukaryota, Fungi, Ascomycota, Dothideomycetes, Botryosphaeriales, Botryosphaeriaceae.
AUGGCCUACAACAAGGGCUACAACCCGGACGCGCUGCCUGCGCACGCCGAGCCUGACCAGGCGGCCGCCAUGCUGUCCCAGGCCCAGCAGCAACGCGUCUCCCCGCGCCCCUCCUACUCGUCGCCGCGCCCCGGCGGAGCCGACUACAACAAGCCGCCGCCCCCACUGCCCGCCCACAGCGGCGGCUCCUACUACAACGACGGCCGCCAGCACAGCCCGCGGUUCGGCGGCGGUCCUCCCCCGCCGCACCACGGCCAUCACGCCAGCGGCGUCGGCGGCUACGCGUCGCCGCCGCCGCAGAACUACGGAGCCGCGCCCGCGCCGACCAGCUUCAACCACGGCCGCCCGCAGCUGAGCCCGUCGGCACGCCCGCCGCCGACGCCCGCGCCCCCGCGCGACCCCAACGACCGCGACUCGCUGUGGCGCUUGUUCGCCGCCGUGGACAAGAACCGCAGCGGGCAGCUCAGCGAGAGGGAGCUCGGCUCGGCGCUGGUCAAUGGCGACUGGACGACGUUUGACUCGCACACGGUGCGCAUGAUGAUCAGAAUGUUCGACACGGACCGCUCUGGCACCAUCAACUUUGAAGAAUUCUGUGGACUCUGGGCCUUCCUCGCCGCCUGGCGCCAGCUCUUCGACCGCUUCGACACGGACCGUAGCGGCGCCAUCUCGUUCAACGAGUUUGCGGAUGCGCUGGUGGCGUUCGGGUACAGGCUCAGCCCGCAGUUUGUCACGAUCCUGUUCCGCACGUACGACCGCCGCAACCAGAACGCCAUCGGCUUCGAUUUGUUCGUGCAGGCUUGCAUCAGCUUGAAGCGCAUGACGGAUGUGUUCAAGAAGUAUGACGAGGAUCGUGAUGGAUACAUUACUCUGAGCUUGUGA